AUGCAUGCAGCGGCUGAAAUUGAAAAAAGCUAUGGAAGCAAGCUGACAAGGCUGGCAAAGAACCCCGGAGGGAAAGAUGAAAUUGGUUCCAUGAAACAGUCCUGGGAACAGUUUGUGUGUCAAACAGAGAAAAUUGGGGAGGCACACAUUGCGAUGUCGCAGGUGUUGUUGGAAGAAGUCAAACACAUAAGGGAAUUUCGUGAUUUACAACGAGAAAAAAGGAAAAAAAUUGAAGAUGUUAUUCUGGAGUCCCAGAGACAAAAGAAGGAUACAUAUAAUAAGACUAUGACGCUAAAGAAAAGUUAUGACAGGAACUGUAGAGAAGCUGAUAAUGCUGAAGAUCUGGCGUUAAAAUCCAGACUUACUGCAAAUGCCAAAGAACAGGAAAAGUUAAAUUUAUCUAAAGAAAGGAAAAAAACACAAGCCGAACAAGCAGACCAAGCAUAUCAAAGAUCUAUUGAACACCUUGAAGAAAUACGAAAGAAAUGGGAAAAAGAUUUUACACAGGGCUGUGUGAUAUUCCAGUCACUGGAAGAGGAACGGAUACAAUUCCUUAGAAAUGCUCUCUGGAUACAAACUAACAUUGGUUCAUCUUAUUGUUGUAAAGAAGACCAGUAUUAUGAAGAUGUCAGAAAACUAUUAGAGAUAUGUGAUGAAACCAAAGACAUACAACAGUUCAUCAAAAAUUCAAAUACAGGCAAAGUACCUCCAGCACCAAUGCAAUAUGAAAAUUAUUAUUUGCCUAAAAUUAAUUCCAAAAGUGCUGGUAGAGUUGGAUCUAUAAUGAAAACCCAGACAUCAAUUGGAAGGAGGCCACAGGAGCCACUACCAUCAUCCGUUGUCUCAACACUUCGAGGAACGUCUACUGUAGCUACAAGAGGGCCUCCACCCUUACCUGUGCAAAAUAACUCAAUGGAUUUUGAAGAUGAUCCAGCCUAUGCCUCUGUCUCUGAUAAAACAGAAAAAUUAGUGAAAGCAUUGUAUGCAUAUGAAGCCCAG
This is a messenger RNA of Saccoglossus kowalevskii, 999 nucleotides long. RefSeq names its product proline-serine-threonine phosphatase-interacting protein 2-like. Gene Ontology annotation, cellular component: cytoplasm; plasma membrane. The record is from RefSeq and is a predicted model, not a curated record. NCBI's taxonomy places the organism in Eukaryota, Metazoa, Hemichordata, Enteropneusta, Harrimaniidae. Gene Ontology annotation, molecular function: protein binding.